AAAUAAACACGGCUCUGCGUGGCCUGCUCAAACCAGAGACUAAUUAUGAUUUUAUGAAUGACUGUAUUCAUGCCUGGCCACGCCCCUUACCGCUUCACAGAGUCACACCCCACCCCUUUGGAAUGCACUGGCACGAAGCCCGAACAUAAUUGGCCGGAUAUAUGGAGGUGGGUGGAGCUUGAGAAGUCCACGCGCGUUUGCCAUAAAUAUAGACUGCGCUAUAACGCGCGGAUGAUCCGAGAUUUACCCAGAAAAAUUCAAAAGGAAUACCGGGACAUUUGCGUUUUAUUUGUUUUGUUGUGUUUUAUUUUAGUUUAUUAUUUCUUUUGACGUCUGCGUUUAAAAUUAAAAAAUAUGUGCCUUGCAUUCUUUGUCUAUUUAUACACUUAACAGAGCCUCUUGGCGCACCGUUUCAUAUUUGGAUUAUUGUCGUCAUUGUGUGACUUGAGUUUGCAAUAAUGAAGAAACUGACCUAUGUGGCUCUUUUAACAUUUGCAUCAGCUUGCAUGGUUGAUGCCAGCUGCCCAGCUGUGUGUAAAUGUCCAGCCAUGCCCCAGAUGUGCCCUGCUGGCGUGAGUCUGGUGUUUGAUGGUUGUGGGUGCUGUAAAGUGUGUGCUGCCCAACUCAACCAGGACUGCAAUACUCACAAGCCCUGUGACCACCAUAAGGGUCUGGAAUGUAACUACGGCAACGAUGUGAUGUUGGGAACAGGAAUAUGUCGAGCCAAACUGGAGGGCCGCAGCUGUGAGUACAACGGUCGAAUGUACCAGAAUGGCGAGAGUUUCCGUAUGGGCUGUAAACACCAGUGUACCUGUAUAGAUGGAGCAGUGGGUUGUGGUCCUCUCUGUACCACGAACCUGCCCCUGUCAUCACCCUCCUGCCCCUACCCUCGACUGGUGCGGGUGCCUGGCCAGUGCUGCUUUAGUGUGGACUGCCAUAAAGGGGCAAUAGCACCACUGAUGCCCCCAUGGAAAACAAAGCAGCAGGCUAAUGGUCCCCUAGACAAGAGCGAGAACGUGCUGGGGAAUGAGUUGUGGGAGAGGAGGAACGGAUGGGAAGAUGAACAGGGAUAUAAACACUUACCAAACCCAUGGGCCAUUGUUCAGACGCGAUGUGUGGUCCAGACGACCGACUGGUCUCCAUGUUCGAGUAGUUGUGGAAUGGGCGUGUCCUCUCGAGUAACCAACGACAACGCUCAAUGCAAGCUGGAGAGAGAGACCCGCCUGUGUAACGUACGACCCUGCAGCCCACUGGCUGCUGUGCCCAAGAAAGGGAAGAAGUGCACGCGCAUGCAAAAGUCACGAAAACCUGUUCACCUGUCCUACGCAGGCUGCCGUAGCGUCCAAGCUUACAAACCAAACUACUGUGGUGUGUGCACUGACGGGCGGUGCUGUGUGCCACGACGUACCCGUACCGCCUCAGUCCUUUUUCAGUGCCCUGGAGGAGGGAGUUUUGACAAAGCAGUCAUGUUCAUCUACUCCUGCAAGUGUGGACAAGACUGUGGGCACCUGAACGAAGCAGCCAUGCCACCUCAGAAGUGGCUUUAUGGAGACACACACAAGUUCAUUGACUAAUUUUCUGUGAAGACUUUCUAUGGCAUAAUUUGAACGUAUCAUGACGACAGUGCACAACACAUUUGCACUGAAAUGAGAACUUUUAAAUGUAGUUUAUCCCACACAGACCACUGCUGACUCAAGUGAAGCCAUAUAAAUAGAUUACAGUCCUGUUUUUUUGGGGGUUUUUUUUGCCUUGCAGGUUUGGUUGAGAGUUCUGCUGGUCAGCAAGUAUGAAUGGAUGCAUUGGUUUGUUGCAUAUAUAUUUUGUAGUUAUACUUAUGUAAGUAUUCUGUAACACUG
This is a messenger RNA of Ictalurus furcatus (blue catfish), 1856 nucleotides long. RefSeq names its product CCN family member 1-like. The coding region runs from base 459 to 1574 and encodes 371 amino acids. Lineage: Eukaryota; Metazoa; Chordata; Actinopteri; Siluriformes; Ictaluridae. The transcript is spliced from 5 exons. Gene Ontology annotation, biological process: signal transduction. Gene Ontology annotation, cellular component: extracellular region. Gene Ontology annotation, molecular function: protein binding. The record is from RefSeq and is a predicted model, not a curated record.